Molecule: messenger RNA, 2529 nt
Organism: Herpailurus yagouaroundi (jaguarundi)
Lineage: Eukaryota; Metazoa; Chordata; Mammalia; Carnivora; Felidae
Gene: CENPBD1
Product: Putative CENPB DNA-binding domain-containing protein 1
Exons: 1
Coding region: 714-2339 (541 amino acids)
Cellular component (GO): nucleus
Molecular function (GO): DNA binding
Source: RefSeq, a predicted model, not a curated record
CAUGCGCGGUAAGGACGAGGCGCCGGCUGGGGACCUCUCGUCAGCUGUCUACCCUACCACCUGACUUUUUAAAGAUCUGAACGUGAGCGCUGUCGGGUCCUGUCCACACAGCGGAGCGUAGAAAUCCCAGCGACCGACUCGGGCUAGAUGCUAUGAGGAUACCCAGCGCCUUUAGACUUAUUUUAAGUCGGGCAUCUCCAAGGACACAUAUUUCCCGGGUCCUCCACAGGAAGCGGUUCACAAAAGACAACACCAGACCCUGGUCCGCCCCCCACCCCCACCCCCACCCCCGGCCGCUGCUACCGGCGCCUCUCGUGAGCCCGCUACCCGGCUACCUGCUGCUUCGAUGUCCCUCUAGAACGGAGGCACUGACUCGGUGUGUGCUAUGCAGCGUUAUUAACUUGCACGGAUUUUUUUCGGUUUUCUGGAUCCCAGAAACCCACGCCGGUUUUAACGUUCCUGCAGAUGUGCUGUCUGGGGAUUGGACACUCUGAUUGACACCAGAGGCCUACGCUGCCUGCCUGCCAAUCGAGAGUGAACCAGCCUGUUUCUGGCAAAGGGGGCCGGGCAGGCCUUUGGUGACCUUUUUCUCAUCCGCCUGCACUUCUUGGCAGCCCCAUUUUCUCUCCCACGUUUUGCAAGGGAGCAGAGAAUAGCCACGGGCCUUCUUGCUCCCGAGACGGCUGUGGUUUUACUACGUUCUGGAAGGGAAAAUGCCUGGGAAAAGGUCCCUAAAUGCAUCGGCCAUCCCAAGUGCCAAAAGGGAACGGAAAGCAAUUACCCUCGACAUAAAAUUGGAAGUGUUGAGACGAUUUGAAGUUGGUGAAAAGCUCAGCCAAAUUGCGAAGGCCUUGGGCCUUGCUGUUUCUACAGUGGCUACAAUCCGAGAUAAUAAGGAAAAAAUUAAAGCGAAUUCGCAAAUAGCUACUCCUUUGAGAGCCUCCCGGUUGACUCGGCAUCGAAGUGCAGUCAUGGAGACCAUGGAGCGCCUGCUGCAUGUGUGGCUUGAAGACCAGAGCCAGCGAAACGUGCCCCUGAGUGUCACAAUUAUUCAGGAGAAGGCUAAGAGUUUGUUUGAUGACUUACAGCGUGAAAGAGGUGCGAGCUCUCAAACAGAAAAGUUUACUGCAAGUAAAGGGUGGUUUGUGAGAUUCAAGGAGCGCCACUGUUUGCCCCACUUCAAGAUAAACAGCACGGCUCCUGGAAACAAGGACAUAUAUCCAGAAGCGCUAAGAAGCAUCAUUGAAGAAGGUGAGUAUACCCCCCAGCAGGUUUUUAACGUAGAUGAGACGGGGCUUUAUUGGAAGAGAAUGCCUGAAGGAACGUUUAUUUCUGUGGAAGAGAAAGCCGAGCCAGGCUUUAAAUCAUCCAGAGAUCGCUUGAUGCUGCUUCUUGGUGGCAAUGCAGCUGGGGACUUUAAGUUGAAGCCCCUAUUGGUGUACCACUUGGAAAACCCCAAGGCUCUGAAAGGAUACUCCAAGCCCAAUUUGCCUGUAAUUUGGCGCUCAAACAAAAAGGCCUGGGCGACCAGGAGCAUCUUUCAGGAAUGGUUCACAUACUUUUUUUGCCCAGCCGUUGAAAGAUACUGUGCCCAGAAUAAUCUCACCCACAAAGCGUUGCUCAUCCUAGACAAUGCCCCAUGCCACCCAGUAAAUUUGAGUGAUCUGUCUGAUAAUGUAAGAGUGGAAUAUCUUCAUGACAGUACAGCUGACUCCAUCCAGCCCAUGGGUCAAGGCAUAGCCUCCGCCUUUAAAGCUCAUUACGUGAGAAGAACUUUUGAGCACAUCCUAGAAGCAACAGAUGGGGAGGAUACAGCCAUGAUCAGGGAGUUCUGGAGAAACUACAGCAUCAUGGAUGCUGUAGACAACAUUGCACUAGCUUGGGAGGCGCUGAGACCGGCAACAAUGAACAGCGUGUGGAAGAAGAUCUGGCCUGAGUGUGUUCGGUUCCAGAGCGUUUCCCAAACAGAUAACAUUGCACAACUUCAACAAAACAUUGUGACUCUUGCCAAGAAUGUGGCUUUCGAAGAGGUUGUAGAAGCCGACGUGGACCAGUUGCUGAGGUCCCACGAGGAGGAUCUCUCGAACACGGAACUGAUGCAGCUAGAACAGGAGCCUGCGGAAGAGGAGAGUGAAGAUGCCCCACCUGCCCUGCGUCAGCUAACCACAGGAAGACUCUCAGCAGCCUUCUCACAUUUCGAGGCAGGCCUACAGGUCCUUACAAGUGAUGGCCCUAAUGAUGAUUGGAAACUGAAAGUUUCGGGAGCAAUCAAUGAUGCGAUCAACUGCUACAGGGAAUUGUACAAUGAGAAAAAGCGGCGCUCAAAGCAACUAUCUUAGGUCGUUUUUCAGUGUGUGCGACCAAACGUUAAUCAAAAUAAAGCCAGAAGCAACAAGAUGACCUCAGCGGAUGAGAUCCAGCCACGCCUCUCUACUUCCAGAUGCUUUACAUCUUUGGAAACUCUUGUUUCUGGUAUUUUCAUUUUGACACCUGAGAGUACCAAAUUUUGUCAUUAAAAUUUCACUUAAA